AUGACGUCAGUCCAGAAGGAGGCUUCGAACGGCAUGUACACUUUCUCCAGCCGUCCCAGGCCCAUUCAAACCCGCCCCAAAUACAGGGACCCGUCCGCGGUGCAGAAUGGUGGGCCCGUUUACUAUGGAAACAUCAUGUACGAUCGUCGUGUGGUCAGAGGAAACACUUAUGCCCAACAGAUCAUACCAAUUCCAGACCCUGCUGAGGUACUCAGACGACAGGAGGCUAAAAGAAGAGCCACUGCUCGUAAACAGGCCAGAGAGCAGUUCAGACCUAGGACUCCAGAGGCCAUCGAAGGCAGGAACCACAUAGAUGUACAAACAGAUCUCUACCUUGAGGAACUGAGCGACCACAUAGAGUCCAUUAAUGUUGAGUGCCAGACUGAUGCUUUUCUGGACAAACCAGCGACCCCGCUCUUCAUUCCUGCCAAAACUGGCAAAGAUGUUGCCACACAGAUAGAGGAGGGAGAGCUGUUUGAUUUUGACAGGGAGGUGCAGCCGGUGUUGGAGGUGUUGGUGGGAAAGACAGUGGAGCAGUCGCUUCUUGAGGUGAUGGAGGAAGAGGAGUUGGCCUGCUUGCAGGCUCAACAGAGGGCUUUUGAUGAACUUCGGAAUGCUGAGCUGGUGGAGGUGCAGCGGCUAGAGGAGCAGGAGAGACGCCGCCGUGAGGAGAAAGAGCAUAGAAUUGCCCAGCAGAGGGAGGUGUUGAAGAAAGAGUUGGAGACUGUGGAGAAGAUUGCAGCCAGGGCAUUCGCCCAGCACUACUUGGCUGACCUCCUGCCAGCAGUCUUUACCACUCUGAGAGAUCAUGGCUACUUCUAUGACCCCGUUGAGAAGGAUAUCGAGACUAAUUUCUUCCCAUGGCUGAUGGCUGAAGUUAACACUAACCUGGAGAAGAAAAAUAUUGCAAGAGAGAUGCUAGACAUGAUUAUCUGUGACGCCACUCAGAAGAGACUGGAAGCCUACAAACAGCUGGAGUCACAGCCAUCCAAAUGAGGGGGUGUGCUGCUCUGAAGUAAAAAAACAAAACCUAAUGCUGACUUUGGUUCAGAGAGUGGUGAACUAUUAAGAAAAAUACAUUUGUUUUGCACUGAACAAUCCUGAAGCUGUUUAUUUGAUGAAAUAGGGCCAUCACAUGUACUCAUGUACAGUUGACAGGAGCCUAAAUAGGAACCGUGAUUCCUUAAUCCU
Lampris incognitus (smalleye Pacific opah) is the source of this 1191-nucleotide messenger RNA. RefSeq names its product radial spoke head 3 (gene rsph3). Lineage: Eukaryota; Metazoa; Chordata; Actinopteri; Lampriformes; Lampridae. Gene Ontology annotation, cellular component: cilium. The transcript is spliced from 8 exons. The record is from RefSeq and is a predicted model, not a curated record. Bases 1 to 996 code for a protein of 331 amino acids.